AGCAGCCAUUAGCGCCCUCUUGUUCCCAUGACUUUUGCUCCCGCGAGAUCUUGUCCUAAAUCUCUGGAGUGCUGUUGUUAUGGAUACAGACGCGUCGCAAUCAGUGAGCAGUUUUUUCGACUAUGGUACAAAAUGAUGUAGUGCAAAAGAGCCUUUGAUUUGUUAACUAACGCAGUACUUGGAUAAAUCACUGGUCAUGGAGCAUGACAAUGAACUGAAUGACUUGCGGCUUCAGUUCCAAGCGCUCCAAAAACAGCAGGAGAAAAGAAUACUGGAUAGGAAAAAGCAGAAAGAAGCAGAUAAGCUUAAUGUCAGUGUUACCCAGGAGGAUUUGGAUCUAUGUAAGCAAGGUAUUCAGGCAGACGAUCUCAAACACAGACUGCUUCAGAAUGAGAGUCAAAAUCAAAAUUUACUGGACCAGCUGAGGGAGCUUGAGGAUGAAAAUGGUCGGCUCUUCAAACUUCUAAGUGAAAAGGACUUUGAAAUCAAACACCUGAAGAAGAAAAGAGAAGAAGAACGGCUGGUUUUAGCAGGCACAUCAGGCUUGGCAGGGGAUAUCGCAGCCACCAAGAUUGUUGAGCUGUCCAAGAGAAAUAGAGAGCUAACUGCUGAAAUUGAGCGAGAAAAGCUUAAAUCCAAGCAAAACAGCAACAGAAUCAAAGAGCUUGAGAAAGAGCUGCAGGCUAUCCAUCUGGCGCACUCUCCAUCUGGGCAACAAAUGUAUACAAAGUCACAGGACAAGAGGGCAUCGGAAGACUGUGGGCAGGACAAUCCAGUGGUAAAAUCUCUGCAGGACAAAUUAGCUGCUGCCCAGCUGAAAGUGACUGAGUAUCGUAACCAGGUUCAAUCCGUCAAACAGGAGUUGAAAGUAGCUCAGAAGGUUUUGAUCAGUGAGAUUGGAGAGGACGUCAACUUUCAGCAAUUACUAAACUGCCCCGGGAGCUUCAGAGGUCGCUCUCAGCAGAUACUGGCUCUUCAGACAAGGGUGCGGGACCUUGAGCAGCAGCUGAACCUGUCAACUCAGCGAAGACAGCAAAGUGUCCUGAGCUUAGAGGAAGAGUUUCUGGGCAUGGGGGUCCAGAAAACUCCUCCUCAAGAGAGGAACCUCAGCUUCAUCCGCACCAUCGAGAAGGAGAAGAGGGAGGCAUUUGAGAGGAUCUCAGUGGACUAUGAGGCCCUCCUGAAAGACCACGGGGAUGUGAAGAAAAAGCUUGAAGCCUCCAAAGCUAGAAACAAAUCUCUUUCUGCUGAAAUGAAAACUCUGAAGGUCCAGAUCUCCACUCUCCUGGAGAAGGGUAAACAUGAUGAUGAGCUUGUGGAUGCUCUGCUGAAGCAGCAGACUCAGAUGCAGGAGGUGCUGAGACGGCUCGGCCAACAACAGAACGCCACAAGAAAGGAGACCCAGCAUAGCCUGAGACAACAGCUGAGCACUGAGCCUUCAGAGUCCAAUACUCUCAUCCAGAAUCUUAAAGAGAAGGUUGCAGGCAAAGAGGCCAGGAUCAAGGAACUAGAGGAGGAAAUCCAACACCUCUCUGUCAAGGAAGAAACCACGGACAGACAGCCCAGCAUCAAGACAACAAUUUGCAGUUCAGGAUCUUCCCCUGAAGAGGGAGACAUUACCAAGAGAAUACCACAUUCAGGGUACGUGUGUGCUAAUUUACAUGUCAAACUAAUCUCCUCUGCUGACUGUUACAGUAAGACUAGUUUCUAAGAACUCUUGUCUGGCAAAAAAGGGUUAAUAAUUCACUCUGGCUAAUGUGGAACUUUCUGUAUUGGAUUAUUGAUUUUGUUUUAAGCCUCACAGCUUUGCCACAGUGAUUUAUGUUAUAUGACUGUCUGUCAUCUUCU
Molecule: messenger RNA, 1848 nt
Organism: Etheostoma spectabile (orangethroat darter)
Lineage: Eukaryota; Metazoa; Chordata; Actinopteri; Perciformes; Percidae
Gene: ccdc13
Product: coiled-coil domain containing 13
Exons: 11
Coding region: 197-1711 (504 amino acids)
Biological process (GO): non-motile cilium assembly; cytoplasmic microtubule organization
Cellular component (GO): centriolar satellite
Source: RefSeq, a predicted model, not a curated record